AUGUCUAUAACACUUUAUUUUAAUCCUUAUUCUCAUAGAUGUUUAUCUGUUAAGACAGUCUUAUUGUUAACUAAGUCUGACUUCAAUGAAAAAAUUAUAGAUGUUUUAAAGGGAGAAAAUCUCAAGCAGGCUUUUACUAAUAUCAAUCCUAAUCAAACCGUCCCUGCAAUUACUGAAGGAUUUUUCAGUUUAUUUGAAAGCCAUGCUAUAAUGAAAUACAUUUGUAUAAAUAAACCCGAUUUCAAAUUAUAUCCUAAUGUAAAAAAUAUUAUUAUUAUAAGACAUUAUAACAAAGAGCUUUAAUAGAUUCGUAUUUAGAUUGGCAUUAAAAUGAAUUUACUAAACUUUUAGAUUACUCUAAAGAAUGUUAUUUGUAACCAUUAUUGAUAGGAAACAAAGUUCCUGAAAAUAGAGUUUCAAGAUUAGUAGAUGUAGAAGAAGUUAUGCAUUUUUUUAUCAAAACAUUCUUAAACAAUGGACAAUAUAAUUAUGUUUUUGAUUAACCCAACUUUACUCUUGCAGAUAUUAGGUAAUCAAUUUUAUAAUUUUGAAGAGCAGUCUGUGAUUUGACUUCAUUAUUUAUUUGCAAUUUUGAUUUUGAGAAGUUUCCCGUAUUAGAACAAUAUAUUUGGAGAAUGUUUAAAAUUACAGAUUUAUAUCAAUCACAUAAGGAUUAUUUUAAUUUAAUAUAGAAAUAAAAAUAUAAAAAUCAGUUCAUUUAAUCAAUAUUGACUAAAUAACUUAAAUAAGAACAAAUUACUCUAUAUUUUCAUCCACUUUCAUCACCAUCAAGAGCUGUAAGAUCAUUAUUAUUAUUGGCUUAAAUUGAUUUUGAUGAAAAAGUUAUAGACAUUCUGAAAUCCGAAAACAAAUCUGAUUAAUAUACUAAAAUUAAUCCCAAUCAAACAGUUCCCUCAAUUAAAUAAGGCACCUUUACACUUUUUGAAAGUCAUGCUAUUUUAAAAUACAUUUGCGAAUAAUAUAGGCUAUUUGACUUUUAUCCUUAAGAGAAUUUAAGACUUAAGGCAUUAAUUGAUAAUUAUCUUGAUUUUCAUCUGAAUGAAAUGAAAUAAAUCACAGAUUAUGUUCUGAAUUCAUAAAAGAUUUUGAAUGAACAAGAAUUAAAAGAAAAAUAACUAAAUAUAGAUAAAUUGUUAUAAUUUUUUGUUAAAAUCUUUCUAAAUGAAGGAAAAUAUAAAUACAUCUAUAAUCAUAAAACCAUUUCAAUUGCAGAUUUGAGGUAUUAAUUUAUCUAAUUAUUUUAGUGCUGUUAAUGAAAUUUUAUUUUUAGUUAUGAUAAAUUAUGAUUUUAAUUAGGUACCUCAAAUCUAAAAAUAUAUAACCAAUAUUAUAGAUAAUGAGUAUGUGAAGUAGUCUAAUAAAGAAUAUUUAUCAACAAUAAGCAGUAAUUAACAUAAUAAUUUUAAUUAAUUUAAUAAGUAAAUAAUAACAACUUAAAAAAAGAGAGGAUGUUGUUGA
This is a messenger RNA of Paramecium pentaurelia, 1479 nucleotides long. The record is from the annotation of a GenBank genome assembly. Lineage: Eukaryota; Ciliophora; Oligohymenophorea; Peniculida; Parameciidae.